This is a messenger RNA of Epinephelus lanceolatus (giant grouper), 3380 nucleotides long. RefSeq names its product transmembrane p24 trafficking protein 5 (gene tmed5). Lineage: Eukaryota; Metazoa; Chordata; Actinopteri; Perciformes; Serranidae. The record is from RefSeq and is a predicted model, not a curated record.
GUGAGAACAUUUCAACAGAAGUGAAGUUUGGGCGAACAGAACUAGCCUCCCCGCCGCACACUUUCUAACACAGUAGCUAGUAACUGUACCGCCAUUUUGGCUCUUUUGGACUUUAAGUUUGACCAUGGAGGUAGUCCGGGUGAUUCUGAGUGUCUUGUCCGUGUUUGUUGCUCUGGUCUCGGAGAGGCUUGUGGUGGUGGCUGCCUUCUCUCAGUCUUUAGACAGCGACUUCACGUUCACACUACCCGCCGGUCGCAAGGAGUGUUUCUACCAGACCAUGAAGAAAGAUGCGUCCCUGGAGAUUGAAUAUCAGGUAUUGGAUGGAGCAGGUCUAGAUGUAGACUUCUUCAUCUCCUCCCCGUCUGGCCAAGUGCUGUUCAGUGACUACCGCAAGUCAGAUGGAGUGCACACAGUUGAGACCGAGGACGGAGACUACAUGUUCUGCUUCGACAACACGUUCAGCUCCGUCUCCGAGAAGCUCAUCUUCUUCGAGUUGAUCCUGGACAACAUGGACACGGAUGAAGACCCAGACGACUGGAAGGAGUAUGUCCAUGGAGUGGACACUCUGGACAUGAGGCUGGAAGACAUUAUGGACACCAUCAACAACGUGAAGGCUCGGCUGGGCAAGAGCGUGCACAUCCAGACGGUGCUGCGGGCGUUCGAGGCUCGCGACAGAAACAUCCAGGAGAGUAACUUUGACAGGGUGAACUUUUGGUCUGUCAUAAAUCUCAUUGUUAUGAUGUUGGUAUCGGCGGUUCAGGUCUACCUGGUCCGCUCGCUGUUUGAAGAUAAAAAAAUCCGCACAUAACACCACCCCAAACGGAGGGACAGAGGGAGAGAAACUAACGCACUUGCCCUCGGAUACCUUUGGUAUUUUUUUCAGCAGAUCUCCUGGCUUGUGACGUUUAAAACAAGAUGUCAUCUGUACACACGCACACGCACACACACACACAAACAGACAUUUUGACAUUCUUAAUGACAGUGUCACCUCUGUUGGUGCUCUGGUCCUCAGUCAACUGGAGUUUGUGGGACAGUGGGAGUCCCUGAUUUGGAACAUGAACUUAUAACUGUCUGCCCCUCAACUUUGCAAACUUUGCUACAGAACAAAAGUCUCUUAGUCUCUCUUUAAAACUUGUAUGUUGUUUUAUAGUCCUCCCUAGUGGCUGUGAUUCUUCGCAGAAAGUGACAUAACAUGCAUAUUUACGAUGUGACUAUUUUUCUAACGUUAAAAGGCAGAUUGCAAAGAUUGCAAAAACAAAAUGUCCUCUUUUCUUUGGACAUGUUUUUAUUUGAGAUAAACUAGAUGAAGAAAUAGUAUGUUGUCUGAAGAAUUUGAUUUAUUUCUGCCAAAUAAGAGUGGGAAGUGCAAUCAGUCUGUCAUCAAGUCUUCCCCCAUAUGGUCGUACCUUUGUGUUACUAAGACGCCUUCGUGGUUUGUGUUUAGCUGCCAGCCUUUUGCCAGUCAGUGAGGCCUUUGAAUAUUUCCUCCAUUGCUGUUGACAUUGAUGUUGUUUUUAGAAAUUUAGUCACACUUUCCCUUUCAUGCCAACACAAAAAAGUCAGGUGUCUAGGUAGGACCACGCUGCUAAUCUUUGGCACUCAUGGGGCCAUGGAGUAGGAGUAAAGGAAAUGGGUCAUCUCCAAAUCUCUUAAUGACUACUGCUCUACUUUCCUCUGCCAUGACUUGUGGCCUAAAUGGCAGCUGCCCUCCUCUGUGAAGCCUCACUGCUGCUGGCGGGUGUCUUUUUACAGCCACCUACUGUGUGAAGAUGUUGGGCCUGCCUGUCUCUGGUGUCUAUUUCUAUCUUACCGUCACCUGGAAGGUCAUUACCACUACUACCUGGGUGCACUGCUGAGUUUAAUAUGCACGAGCCACUCGCUGCCUUGGCUACGUCAGCGUUCUUUUUAAAUGCGUUUGUAUUUCGUUGGGUAUUCACGUUUUAUCAGCCAUCGUUACAAACUAACAUCUGAUCGUUGCACUGUCUCUGAUGCCACAGAACCUAUAUUUUUGUCUUCAUAUUCGUAGAGCACAAUUAAACACAUUGGGCCCCUGAGUGUUUUUAAUCGGGGACCAUCUUAAACGGGUCCACAGCUUGUUCUGAUAUGAGAGUUAAGGAACUGCUCAAGAGGUUUUUUUUGUCUCAUUGGUUGCUUAUUUGGUAUUAAGACAGUACCGUGGCUUGUGAACGGAUUACUUUUAUUGUUGUUACUGGGCUCCACAGGUGGUUCCUCACUACCCUGCUGGAUGCUCUUGUUGCCAUCUUUUGCCCUGUGCUGUAAGAUAAAGAUCAAACAGUGAGUUCAUGCCUUCAUAAUUUAACAGCCUUAGGCCCUGAUCACACAGAAAGCGUUUUAGCAGCUGAAGGCGGCUUUUUGUAAUUGUUUUAAUGAGAAUGAAGCUUUUCGCUCGCUGUUUUUGCGUUGCUAUGCACCUCGUGUUUCUGCGCUCAAGGCGUGUGGCAUUUUUGCCGGAUCUCUCUGAGCUCUUCGAGUUGAAAAAACUUCAACUCGGAGCAGAAAAUCACCCCACGUCAUCUCUUUUUUCCCAUUGUCCCAUUGGAUGAUUUGAGAGGCGGGCCUUCUGCGGUGGUCACGACAACAAGUUUACAGUUGGUAAGCAAUGAAGGAGAAUCUGGUGGUAGCGGUUGCUGGAUACCCAGAGCUAUACAGCCUGACGAUUGACAGCAGGUUGUCAAACUGCCUCCAAGUCAUCCUAAAAUAUGCCCGUAAACGCCCAUCAUGGAAGCAAAGCUCCUGGACCAACUGGUGGUGCUUCCUGUGAUCCAGCCUCUUUUUUAUGGUCUCAUGUACCCACACAGAUCUCUGUUUAUCUGCUGACAGCCCCUCACCCUCAACCGGAGCUACAGCAAGUACCCUCUGCCUCAACAUUUUAGGAACUAGAUACUAAUUACUGUGGCAUUCAAUUUGAAGGAAAAAAAAAAAAAAAAAAAAAGGCAGUGCAACCUGCAAAACGCUGUCUUUGUGAUCGGGGCCUUACGUUGGAACUAAGUGCUGUAAAACCAAAUUUUGUUGAACAGUUUUACCACACAGUAAGUAAGAAGUAUUGUAGGUCACCACGAUAACAUAUAGGAUGCUUAUUGUUGAAAGAAACAGUCAUUGUGUGCCUCAGUUUAAGUGUGUACUACCAUUCUCUAUUCCUCUGCACACCUGAUCUCUCUGUGGUAUCCAGUGUCUAAUUUAAGUACUGUAUGUUGAGAUUCUAUACAUCUUUGAUAGUUUAGUACUAUAACGUUGCAGUUAAAGGUCCAGUGUGUAGGAGUCAGGGGCAUCUGGUGGAAGCAAGGGUAUAUAAUAUUCAUAAUUAUGUUUUCAUUAGUUCAUAAUAGUAAGAUUUUUUGUGUUUUUUGUUGCCUUAGAAU